Spodoptera littoralis (African cotton leafworm) is the source of this 1632-nucleotide messenger RNA. The record is from the annotation of a GenBank genome assembly. Lineage: Eukaryota; Metazoa; Arthropoda; Insecta; Lepidoptera; Noctuidae.
AUGCGUCCAUUUAUAGCCAUUGUUCUAAUCUUCGCUUCGAUCCAAAGUUUAGACUGCCUCACUGGUGCUUCUAAUUCACGCCUAAACUAUUUUGACAUCGACCUCCUUCGAUAUGUCGCUGAAGGCAAGAGUGGGAACGUGAUGGUGUCUCCAGCCAGUAUCAAGUCCACAUUGGCGAUGUUACUGGAAGGUGCCCAGGGAGCAACGGCUGCAGAGAUACAGACUGCACUAAGACUGAUACCUAAUAAGGACGAUUAUAGAGAACAAUUGAGUGAAUUCAUGAGGGAUUUAGAGAUAAACUCAUCAGGUGUGACGGUAAACAAUGCAAAUGGACUGUUCGUGGCAAAGCAAUUGCAGCUGAAGAAAGAAUACGAGAUGUUAGCGAAACGUGUGUACUUCUCUGAAGUAAACAAAUUAGAUUUCAAUGACCCGCGGACUGCCGCCGAUGUGAUCAAUGGUUGGGUCAACAGCAAAACUAGAGGCUUGAUACCAUCUAUUUUAGAUCAAGCUCACAUCAAUCCUAAGACAGAGUUGUUGUUGACAAACGCCCUCUACUUCAAGGGUAUUUGGCUCAACGAAUUUGACCUCAAGCAAACCCAUGGAGACUGUUUCUAUAGGAAUAGUGUUUGUAAGACAGUCGCCAUGAUGAAUUUGGAAGCAGAAUUAAACUAUGCCUAUGUGGAUAACCUCAGAGCUCAUGCUUUGGAACUGCCUUAUCAGAAUAAGCGUUAUUCAAUGAUGAUCCUCGUGCCUCAAGAUCGUGAUGCUGGACUGGCCCUCAUCCGCGACCUUCCCUACAUCGGAUUGCUGCAAAUAUCCAAGAUCUUGGAGCCCACUGACGUCGUUCUCACGAUGCCUAAAUUUACUGUUGAGUAUGGUGACGAUAUGGUGGCACCUUUGAAGAAUAUGGGCAUAUCGACCCUGUUUUCUCCUGCUGCAAACCUGUCAGGCAUCAUUAAUGGCGCAGAAGUUCAUUUGAACACCAUCUUUCACAAGGUCUACAUGGCUGUUGAUGAAAAGGGAACUACCGCUGCAGCAGCAACUGCUGGGCUCGUGGUACCUCUGAUUAACAAUUUUGUACAACUUCGUGUUGAUAGACCGUUCCUCUUCUUCAUUUGGGACAAUGAGAAAGGUGUCGUCCUUUUUGAGGGAAAGGUUGAAGAGCCCACGGAGUUUGUUGCUCUUAAUAAUAAAUACGGUCAGCCUCAAAACACCCCAGUUCCAGUUCCCGCUCCCGCUCCCGCUCCCGCUCCCGUUCCCGUUCCAAACCAGGUUAUUCCAAAUGCUCCUCCAAAGACCAACCAGCAAAAUUUAAGACCAAUCGAACAAAUUCUAAUCCAGCCAAUGAUAGAUCAACUCAUGUAUAGCCACCCUCCUCAGCCAUCAAACCAACUGAUUCAACCACCAAACCAACCACUUCAAUCAUCAGACCCACAGAUUAAACCAGAAAACCAACCAAUUCAAUCAGCAAAUUUACCGAUCCAGCCAGUAAACCAGCCAAAUCAGCCAUCAAGUCAUCCAACACAGCCUACGAGUCAACCGACUACCGAACAUGCCACGACGACAUACAAUCCUCCGUCAAGAAAAAGUCAGACAAACUGGUUCCAAAAAGUUUCCAGUUAUUUUGGUUGA